CACAGCAGAGCAGCUGCCGCGCACCGUCAUUUAUUGUUACAACAACAAGUUACAAAAGAUUGCGUUGCGACGAGUAUUUACGCAACGAACGGCAACGGAAACACAGAGCUGAACACAUGGCCACCGCAGUAGCAAAAGUUGGAAAAUCGGUUCACCGCAUAUUCGUGGGUAACUUGCCCUGGACAGUGGGCCAUCAGGAGUUGCGUGGCUAUUUCAAGGAAUUCGGUCGUGUCCUAUCGGCAAACGUCAUCUUUGACAAGAAGACAGGCUGCUCGAAAGGCUACGGCUUUGUCAGCUUCAACAGUUUGACAGCUCUAGAGAAAAUCGAGAACGAACAAAAGCACAUACUGGAGGGGCAUCAUCUCAAUAUACAAAAGUCGUAGAGAGCAGGCGGC
This is a messenger RNA of Drosophila obscura, 395 nucleotides long. RefSeq names its product SRA stem-loop-interacting RNA-binding protein, mitochondrial (gene SLIRP1). Lineage: Eukaryota; Metazoa; Arthropoda; Insecta; Diptera; Drosophilidae. The record is from RefSeq and is a predicted model, not a curated record. The transcript has 2 exons. Gene Ontology annotation, molecular function: RNA binding. The coding region runs from base 117 to 383 and encodes 88 amino acids.